CCCGACGCGCCAGACCACAAAACCACUCACUCUCAGGCCAUGGCGGCGGCCGAAAACUCGUUCGAGCACUUCGACCCGUUCUACCGGCGGCUGUCCAGCUUGCUCGGCGCGGACGAGGUUGCCCGCUUCGCCGCGUGCUCCAGCGACGAGCAGCGGGUGCUGCUGCUCCAGCGGCUGCUCGCCGAGGCCAAAGUUCGCCUGCAGCCCCUCAAGGCCGGACACAAGGACCAGCAGCUCGCGCAAAAGUACCUGGACGCGGCACAAAGCGUCGUUGCACUCCUUGAUGAAUUUGACGCGAGCACGGAGAACGAGGGUGUGCUGCAGCACGUGAGCAAAGCUUUGCGUCUGUUCGGCGAGGCCGCCAACCACGCGCCGACCGGAAGCAGAGUAAGCAGCGACGCUCACCUGGGCCGCGCUGGCCUGCUGUCCAAACUGGGACAAUGUGCGGACGCACUGAACGACUGCCAGCGCGUCACAGUCUCUCCGGACGACGUCGAUAUCCUCUGCCAAUUAGCAUUGAUUCGAUCAGCCUGUCUGGCAAAAGAAGACCGUGAGGCGGCACAGGUGGAGAUCAGGGAGGCACUGGCUGCCCUGAGCAAGUCGCAGUUGGCGAAGCCGGAGAAGGCGCAGAUGACGAUGAAGCUCGUGUCACAAAUGAAGCAUUUGUCCGACGGCCCCCGUCCGCCCCGACUGCCUCCACACGAGCCCCCGGAGUGUCCGAAAGUGUUCCAAGGGCCGCACGCCAGCAUUCCCAACGCCUCCAGCGCCCUCGACCUGCGAGAGUCGCCGGAAAAGGGCCGAUACCUGGUCGCCAACACCACCAUUCCAGCGGGCGCGGUUGUGAUCGUCGACGAGCCGUACGCGUGGAUGUUAUCGCCCUCGGCUUGGCACGACCACUGCACCCACUGCUGCCGGCCGCUCUUGGCGCCCCUGCCCUGCCCCACGUGCACACAGGUGUGUUUCUGCAGCAGGGAGUGCAUGUCGGAGGCGAUGUCCAGCUACCACUCUUUCGAGUGCAGCCUUUUGCAUCACGUUGCCAGCUCGAGCGAGCUCAGUUCGAUGGCCCUGCUGGUGAUGCGCGUGGUGCUGCGGGCGCGCGAGCACCUCGCCCGCCCGACCGACGACCCGACCUUCGCCAGGGUGCACCAGCAGGUGGGCAACAGCGACGCCAGGCCGGUCGGCGACCUGGUUAAGCGCACGGCCGCCGCCCUCUUCCUCGCCCAGGGCCUCAGAGACGCCGGGCUGACCGCUCAGGAUUGUUUGUUGGAGGUGGCGAUGCUCAGACACCUCCAGAGCUGCUCCUGCAAUGCCUACGAGAUUUCGGAAACCGUCCAGCCAGCUUUGCAAAUAUGCGGUUGGAGCAGGCAGGCGGAGGCGAUCGGCGGCGCGGUGUACUCGACCAUCAGCCUGGCAAACCACGGCUGCUGGGCGAACGUGGCCCGUUUGUCGCACGGCAGGCGGUGCGUGGUGCGUUGCGUGCGGCGCGUCGAGCGCGGCGAGGAGCUGCUCGACAACUACGGCUACUCGUUCCUCAGCGUCGGCCCCGAGGAGCGGCAGUCGGCGCUGGCGAAGCAGUACUUCUUCCAGUGCGGCUGCCAGCCGUGCCAACAGCGUUGGCCCUGCUUCCACCAACUGCGCCCUGACGCCAGGUUCAGGUGCCAAAAGUGCGGGAAGCAGAGUGGCAAGCCCUCCUGCAAGAACUGUCAUUCCAAGGCUGGCAGCAAGGAAAUCGAACGAAAAGUUCGCCUUUUCAGCGAUAGGUUUCAAGUUGCUCUGGCGAGGGUGAAAGUGUGCGACGUGGACGAGAGUGUGGAGCAGUGGCUGGCCGAAUACAUCGAGGAAAUGCAGGACAGAGUGGAGCACCCGAGCAAAGAGUUGCUGGUGGCGCAGCAGGCGCUGAUCAAAAUCUGGGCCUGGCAAGCGAAUCGAAACUCUGUUCUCGUCCUCAACGAACCUUGAUGAUUUGAUUAUUUUUGUAUGAAAUUAAAUAAAAACCACUCUUGUAUAGCC
This is a messenger RNA of Cloeon dipterum, 2010 nucleotides long. RefSeq names its product SET and MYND domain-containing protein 4-like. The record is from RefSeq and is a predicted model, not a curated record. Gene Ontology annotation, cellular component: cytoplasm; nucleus. Lineage: Eukaryota; Metazoa; Arthropoda; Insecta; Ephemeroptera; Baetidae. Gene Ontology annotation, molecular function: histone deacetylase binding. The transcript is spliced from 7 exons. Bases 40 to 1959 code for a protein of 639 amino acids.